AGGCUUAGCCCUCCGUUGUUAUUUACAGAAAUUAAUUAUUCUUCAUGGUAUCGGAGCUUUUCUCACGUUCCAACGAACGUUGCUGCAAACCCUAGCAGCCCUCUCCUCUCUCCUUCGCCGUACAGCAGCCUCUCGCCGCUGCAGUCCUUCGCCGGCGACUCCAGGCCGCCUCUCUUCACACGGCAGUGCUCUCUCCCAAGGCAGACUCUCGGCGCUUUUCUCCCUCAGGCAGGCUUCUUCCUCUUUCUUUGCAGUCACCAUGUCUGAGAAAACACCCGCCACCGCGGCUCAAUCAUCUUCCUCCACCCCCCACUUGGCGUUCACGACCAUCUCUAACGUGAAACUUAAGGUACCGAUCCUCCUCAGUUUUUCUGAACCAAACUACAAAAAAUGGAGCCGGCUUUUCCUCCUUCUCAUCCGGCGGUUCUCUUUGGGAGAUUUCCUCACCGGCAAGUCCUCUCCUUCAAGCGACGACGACUCCGAGUGGUUCCAACUUGACGCACUCAUCCAAGGUUGGAUCCUAUCUACGGUGAACGAUGAAGUUUGCGAUCUCGUACUCUCCACCACAAAUUCAGCCUCGGAGCUUUGGAAAUCUAUUUACAAUAUGUUUCACGACAACAAACCGGCUCGGGCUAUGCAACUUGAGCACCAAUUCCGGACGACAACGAAGGGUUCUCUCUCUAUGACCACGUAUUGCCAAACCCUACGCAAUCUCGCGGAUUGGUUGGACGAUGUAGACGCCCCCGUCUCCGAGCAACAACUGGUUCUACAAGUUCUUCGUGGCCUCCCGGACGAUCUUCGGUCACAAACCUCAUUUCUCCAAUACCAAACGCCGCCCCCCACCUUCCUUCAAACUCGAUUGACCCUACUUCUCAUUGAACAACAACGGGCUGAGUUGGGGGUCGGUGGUGGUGCAGGAGACGGCGGGACAGUCCUCUAUGCCGGCAGUGGAGGCGCCGGCAGUGGUGGAACUCGACGAUAGGGCGGCCGUACAGACUCCAGCGGUGGUACUGGCUACGGACAGCAGCGGCAGCGUGGCGGACAACAUCGUGGUCAUGGUCGCGGCCGAAGCUUCGGGUCAAAUGCACGAAACACCCUCGGGCAAAACUCUGGACAAUU
Molecule: messenger RNA, 1119 nt
Organism: Cuscuta campestris
Lineage: Eukaryota; Viridiplantae; Streptophyta; Magnoliopsida; Solanales; Convolvulaceae
Source: the annotation of a GenBank genome assembly